GCUAAUUUAAAAUACAAUAAUGCUUCUAAUCUCUAAAAGUGAGUCAUUCAUCAACUAAAUACAAAUUAUUGCGGAAAAAAUUACAUUUCUUGAUGAAAAUCUGAAUCUAACUGUACCGGCGUAUACUUUCCGAUCCUUUUCAAGCAGGGAAUGAAAAUUGCGGAGAUCGUAAAUCAUUUUUGGUAUAAAACGUCUCUCAAAGUUGGAUUACCACAUUCUCCAAAAUACAUAUAUUAUGUUGGUUCUCUAUUCUAGCUAGCACUUGAAAAAUAUUAUGAGCAAAGCUAAAGUGGCGUAUGCUGCCAGUGUAUUGAAGAAAAUCGAAGGAAAGCCACUUUUAAAUGGCGAAGUACAGCCACAAAAUUAUAAAACGGGAAGUGUGUAUGUUUUUGGACAAGACAAUGCAAGAUGUGUUGUGGACGAUGAUGGUACUCAUGAAGAUACGGUGUUUGAAAUGGGGGAAAUUCGCGCUAGAGGGGCAAAAAAUGGACAAGAGGGAAAAGAAAAAAGUGAAAUACAAAAAAUUAACAUUAUACAUAGACCAGUAUUCCCAAAUGAUACAUUAUCAAAGUUUGCCUUGCAAUAUGGAUGUACGGUCGCUGAAUUGAAAACAGUAAAUAAUUUUUACAAUGAACAAGACUUUCAUGCAUUGAAACAUAUCAAAAUUCCGAUUCAACCGCACAGUUUGUUAACGGAACGUGCGGAAGAGGAAAGACGAAGGGAAAAUGCAUUUGCAAAUCACGCCACAGGUAGUCGGUCAAGAGAAACCAGCAGUCGAGGUGACCAUUCUGAUUCAGACUACGAAGACAUUGACAAUCUCGCAAGUCCUAAUAUUAGAACAGUCAGCAUUAGUGCAAAUUUGAAAGACCACGAGAAAUUUCUCAAACGAAUGGAUGAUGAUAUACAGAAGAUCUGUCAAACAGUAACGAACCGAGAGUCUGACCCUAACGAUAUAAAUCGAAAAUUAUCAACACAAUGUAUUCAUCCGAGACAAACUAAGAAGAAAGAUGCAGAGGAAUUGGGAUCGAUAUGGACAGGUCUUGGAUGGAAAAGUGCGGUUGCUGUGUUUGUAUUUAUUGCAAUAAUUGUACCAACGGUAUAUUUUAUAUACGUUGAAGAAUUUAAGUCGUAGCAAAUUAGUAAUAAUCUGUCAAAAUAAUUUAUAAAGAAAGUAUUAUAU
Messenger RNA from Dendronephthya gigantea, 1180 nucleotides. Its product is annotated as lysM and putative peptidoglycan-binding domain-containing protein 3-like. The coding region runs from base 275 to 1132 and encodes 285 amino acids. The transcript has 2 exons. The record is from RefSeq and is a predicted model, not a curated record. Lineage: Eukaryota; Metazoa; Cnidaria; Anthozoa; Malacalcyonacea; Nephtheidae.